UGUUGUCAUGGAGAUGACUGUAAUUACAGUGUAUAUCCGUUAUGAGGUUCUUCAACUGAGAGAAGAAUAUCGUGUUGUCGCUUUGUUCGCAUGUGCAUACUAAUCCAAGUUCCUUGGGAGUCAAGAUUUAACCAGCAACAGGAUGGCCGUACGCGUGUCUGUGCCAGUUAUUACUCGCAAGAAGACAGUUCCAUCAAAACACAACCCAAAUACCUUUCGUGUUGUUUGCUAUAAUGAAGACAGUAAUGUAAGAAAAUACCCAGAUACAUCUCCUGCUAUUCGGGCCCAGGAUCCACUUGGAAUCUAUGGAAACAAGCGUCCAAAUAUUUUGUCUUAUGAUACUAAGGUCCUGUCUUCAUCACUGUAUGAUUACCGUGCCAAUAAUCCUUACCACAAGACUUGUGGCUUUCUGAGACAAAACUACCACAUGCUCAACAGACCAGUAUGUUAUAUGCAGACAGAGGGUCAGCCUGAAGGACACUGGAUAGCACCAACCCUUCAUCAAGAGAAAUUUCCACAACCACCAUAUGGACAUGGUACAAUUUCUCGAAGAGAUUACUCUACCUUUGCCGUGUCAGCAAGUAGAAAAGUAGAGAAGGACAAGAUGAAACCAUACAAACUGAAAGCCCCAUGGGACAAGACAGAUGAUAGUUUGAUUGAAAAGAUUUCCUAUGAACAUUGCUAUGAUUGUCGGAAAAAGAUAAACUACCCCAUCCGUGGAAAGCGCCAUGGUGCUUUUACUUGGAAAAUGCUACCAAAGGAAAUUAGUGAAAAACAAGAGCAGAAGAAAGAACCAAUCUUUUUAACUGAUGAAAAUUGUAAAAUCACUGUUAAGGAAGAUACUAUAUAAAAAAACAAACCAAUAUAUUUUCAUUAAAAAUAUUCUUAAAAAAAAACAUCACA
Octopus sinensis (East Asian common octopus) is the source of this 903-nucleotide messenger RNA. RefSeq lists its product as uncharacterized. Bases 143 to 850 code for a protein of 235 amino acids. The record is from RefSeq and is a predicted model, not a curated record. NCBI's taxonomy places the organism in Eukaryota, Metazoa, Mollusca, Cephalopoda, Octopoda, Octopodidae. The transcript has 4 exons.